This is a messenger RNA of Vespa mandarinia (Asian giant hornet), 1305 nucleotides long. RefSeq names its product 4-vinylanisole receptor. Gene Ontology annotation, cellular component: plasma membrane. Gene Ontology annotation, molecular function: odorant binding; olfactory receptor activity. Lineage: Eukaryota; Metazoa; Arthropoda; Insecta; Hymenoptera; Vespidae. Gene Ontology annotation, biological process: sensory perception of smell; detection of chemical stimulus involved in sensory perception of smell. The record is from RefSeq and is a predicted model, not a curated record.
CUAGAAUCUUAAAUCAAUUUUAUUAAUAUAAUCAUUAUUAUAUUAAAAAAAAAAGGAAGAAAAAAGACAAACGAAUGAAACAAAAAAUAUGAGAAUAGAAAGAUGCACGAAAUUGUUUUACGACGAGGAAGUAUUAACUUGGAGUAAAAGGCUUCUAACGUUACCAGGACUUUGGCCAGAAAAUCCUAAUGAUUUCCGAUUUUUUUUUUAUGUAGUUUACGUUAUCCUAUUCACUAGUCUAGAACUCGUUGGACUUUUUCAAAGUUUGCACGAUCUCGACAAAACGCUUCGAAAUGUGACGCUUUCCUUACCAACGAUAUUGAUCAUCUUAAAAGCUUUAAUGUUUCGAUGGAAAAUGCAUCUCGUUUUACCAAUCUUGAAUAUUGUCAGGAGAGAUAUAUCACGAGGAUUAUAUCAAACGGAUAAUGAAAGAGAAAGAAUUGUUUGGUAUAAUAUGGCAGCUACUAUGUUUACAACAUCCUCGGCAAUGUCCCUUUUCUUCGUUCCCACCUUGUUUUACAGCAAACCAAUUUUCGAGUGUAUUCUUUCCAGUUUCGAUAAUUGCACGCUCCCGUAUGAGUUACCAGUACAAGUAAAUUACGUUUACGAGGUGACAGAUGUGCGUAAGUACGCGAUGUUCUGUAUCUGGUUGAUACCGGCCAGUACUCUGUUAACCGUAGGUGCAACUGGCGCGGACAGUCUUCUCGUCACUUUGACAUUUUAUCUAUGCGGACAAUUAUCGAUUCUUGGAAAUCGUUUGAAAAACGUUAAUCUAGAAAUGGGAAAGUAUCAUUGCGAAAUGAAACUUCUGAUCGAUCGACAUGCUGAACUCGUAAGGUUGGCUAUGAUUUUAAAAAAUGCCUUCAGUAUUUUAAUGUUCGUGCAGACGUUAGGUUUAAUAUGUUCUCUCUGCGUUGUGGUCUAUCAAUUACUAACGACGUCAGAGAAUAGUAAGGAUCUAAAUACGGUACACUUCGUCUUAUAUUCUUGUGCAGUCAUACUUCUGGCGUUUUGUUAUUGCUUUUUAGGAGAGUGUUUGAUCGAGGAGAGUAGCGCCAUAGAUUUGGGUUGUUACCUUACGAAUUGGUACGAAUUACCCGCAAAAGAAAUACGUUCGAUGAUGUUUUGCAUAGCUCGAUCGAGAAGACCGUCUUAUCUAACAGCUGGGCAAUUCUAUAUUUUUUCUCUUGAGACGUUUGCAGUCAUCAUGAAAGCUUCUAUGGCGUAUCUCUCGGUUUUAAGGACCAUAACAUAACAAUUGUAAAUUUAGAUCGAAUUUUCUGCUUGUUAAAAAUAAAGUACAAU